This is a messenger RNA of Phytophthora infestans T30-4, 1968 nucleotides long. RefSeq lists its product as uncharacterized. Bases 1 to 1968 code for a protein of 655 amino acids. Gene Ontology annotation, molecular function: protein binding. The record is from RefSeq and is a predicted model, not a curated record. Lineage: Eukaryota; Oomycota; Peronosporomycetes; Peronosporales; Peronosporaceae. The transcript is spliced from 5 exons.
AUGACGUUCCCACCGAAGCAAGAGUAUUUAGACGAAAACCCAGAGGCUCCAGCUCUAGUAUAUCCCAAAUCAAUCGUCAAAACUAUUGAUGCAGUACUGGACUACAGCAAUUCGUAUCUUGGUGACGACAAGUUCAUACAGAUUAUCGAGAAAGCCCGACUCACUAGCGUCCCUACACGAUUGGAUCUGCGUGGCAAUUGCUUCGAAGCUGGUGCUGCUCGAGAACUUGCGGCACUAUUGCGCACCUUUCACAAUGUGGUUGCCAUCAGUCUGGAGUGGAACAACGUAGGUCUGCUGGAUCAAGGGGUGGAAGCUCUCGCAAGCCCCGAGGGUGCCAAAGCACUCGCAAAAGCUCUCCGAAUCAAUCGAACACUGCGUCAAUUGGACUUGCGCUGGAAUGAGAUUGGGAAUCCUGGAGUGCUGGCAUUUCGUGAGGCGUUGCAGAGCAACCACUCGCUAUUGACACUGGAACUCAUGGGCAACAAUUGCAGCUUGAAGCACGUAGAUGAAAUCGAGCUACUCCUGGCUAGAAAUCGUGCUUUCACGGAGAGACCACCGCCUCUGGCAGUCGAUGCGUCGUGCCAAAACGAUGAGGAGAACAACGAAAGCCCGAAAACUGCUCCGGAUGAUCAGCUACUACUUCAAGUCCUAGCGGAGAAAGAGGAGCUGGAGACAACGAUAAGUCUAGGCAAGCGAGAACGGCAGAAAAUGAUAGAGACAGCUGAAGAGCUCGAACUACAGCUGCAACAAGCUCGCAAAGAUACUGAGAUGGCAAAAGAAGAUCGAGACCGCUAUCAGCAACGUGAGAUCGAUGCAAAGCGCGACGUCCAUGAGCUGAGGAUGCAGCUGGACGAGCUUGAAACCCGUAGGAAGCUGGAGUUUGAAGAGUAUAGAUUGGCUCGAGCAGCACUUGAGCGUGAGAAUGGCGUUUUUCGGGAGAAAAUUGGGCACACGGAAGCUCUGCGCAGCAAAGAAGCAGAUCAGAAGGACAAGCAGAUUUCUCAACUGGAAGAGACCAAAUAUGCCUUAGACAACGAGCUGCAUCGCUCGUCUAUCACGAUAAGGACGCAAGAAGAAGAAAUCGGCAAGCUACAGAAACAACUUCAAGAUGCUCAACAGGAUUACACCCGCAAACUAACCACGUUGGUGUCGGACCACGAAGGAAAGCUAAGUGCGGCUCAACGGCAGCAUGAUAUGGUUGUUGGGUCCAUGCAGACGCAGCUCAGCUACUCCUCCACACAGCUUGAAACGAGUGAACGGAGUUUUCGUGAGCUCAAGGAAAAAUGCGAAGCUCUACAAUCGAAAGUGCUGCAGUCUCAGAUUGACCAGGAGAAGGCAAUUGGGGAUCUGAAGCAGCAGUGGGAAGCAGAGCUGGAGGAACGCAUCCAGCGCUCGGUUGGGUCGGUCGAGGCUCAAGUGGCAGAGGUGAAGAAGGCGCGACAGCACCUUGAGCGAGAAGUAGAAAAACACCUCGAAACCAUUAUCCACCUCCGCCAGCAGAAUGUAUCUCUACAGCAAGCAAAGGAUGAAAAGCAGCAUGAAAUGGAGACUGCGUUGGAGACGCAAGUCAAGGUGCUGCACGAGAAACAAACGCUGCUAGCUGCCGCGGUGAGCGAACGAUCUCGCAUCGAGGAGAAGUUGCAGCUUCAGCUACGUAAGAUGGAGGAACAGGACGCUCGACUCGUGCAGAUGCAGGCAAACUUCGACGAACGGAUUCAGACUCUGACUGCCAGCGCAAAGAUUGCGGCUGAGGAGAGCGCCACCACCUUGAAGGAGAGGGCAACGCUGAUCGCGUCUCUUGAGGGUCAUGUGCUUCAACUCGAGCGGGAGCUGUCAGCGCAGAACCAUGAGCACGAAAAGCGCAUCGACGACUUGGCGGAAAGCUUUGGACGUUUCGUACAGGAUCAAAUCGGUAAAGAGCGCGAACGACGCAAGAAACUGUCAGCGACGCCAAGUUCCGACCUCUAA